AGGAAGCAAACGGGAGGGGGAUGUGGUACUGCUGCGGCCGCCACCGCAGCUGCCGCUGCCUGCUCGUGGCCGCGUCUUCCCGGAGGCGGCUACUGGAAGCGGCCGAGAGCAGCUGUGGUGCUCUGCCAUAUUGUGUCUUCCCCUACCCAUCCCUCGCCCCUCCGCUGCGGCGGCCGAGCUGACGGUUUCUGAAACUUUGCUCCUUUCAAAAUAGCUUUUCAAGUACAGUUACAGUACUAUCGAAAAACUGAAGUGCUGGUUGGCUUCCUGGUUACAAUAUGGUGAUAAUACUUCUCAUUCUACAUGGUAAAGCGACAUGGCGAACUAAGCACCUGGACCAGCCUUUCUGCUGAAAACAACCUAAAAUGCUGGAUCAAAUGCAUUAGUGCUCAGGCACAAAAGUAAAGACUAUUUAAACCGAACAUGAAUUGGAAACCCAGUGAGAACUGUAAGAGUAAAUGGGUCCAGUAAUUGGAAUGACUCCAGAAAAGAGAGCUGAAACUCCAGGAGCUGAAAAGGUUGCAGGAUUAAGCCAGAUUUACAAAAUGGGAAGCUUGCCUGAAGCUGUUGAUGCUGCCAGGCCAAAGGCUACUCUAGUGGACAAUGAGUCAGCAGAUGAUGAACUCACAAACUUGAACUGGCUUCACGAAAGUACUAAUCUCCUAACAAACUUCAGCUUUGGAAGCGAAGGUCUUCCAAUUGUUAGUCCAUUGUAUGACAUAGAAGGAGAUGAUGUGCCAUCCUUUGGACCAUCGUGCUAUCAGAACCAAGAAAAAAAAUCAGCAACUUCAAAGCCCCCAUACUCCUUUAGUCUUCUCAUUUAUAUGGCUAUUGAACACUCUCCAAAUAAGUGUUUGCCAGUCAAAGAAAUUUAUAGCUGGAUUCUGAACCGCUUCCCAUAUUUUGCAACUGCACCAACUGGCUGGAAGAAUUCUGUUCGACAUAAUCUUUCCCUGAAUAAAUGUUUUCAGAAAGUGGAAAGAAGCCAUGGCAAGGUUAAUGGAAAAGGUUCCUUAUGGUGUGUUGAUCCAGAAUAUAAACCCAACCUUAUGCAGGCACUGAAGAAGCAACCUUUCUCCUCAAAGUCCACAUUUUACAGCCCUCCUGCAUCACCACAAAGUGCUUCUUUAUCACCUCACUACUUAAGCUCUGUAUUCAAGCAGAACCAGGUGCGAACUCUCAAAGAAUCUGAUAUUGAUGCUGCCACUGCAAUGAUGCUUUUAAAUACUUCUAUAGAACAAGGAAUUUUGGAAUGUGAGAAGCCUCUGCCUCUUAAAACAACAAUGCAAAAAAAGAGGAGUUAUAGCAGUGCAUUUAAUCAUUCCAGUGCUAUGCGAUUACAUGAGAGUGAUUCUUUAGCCACCAGCACUGAUCCAAAAGAAGACCACAACUACAGUGCAAGUAGCCUGGCAGCACAGCGCUGUGCGUCCAGGUCUAGUGUGUCUUCUCUGUCUUCUGUGGAUGAGGUGUAUGAAUUCAUCCCAAAGAGUAGCCACGUAGGAAGUGAUGGCAGUGAAGGAUUUCGCAGUGAAGAAGACACAGACGUUGAUUAUGAAGAUGAUCCACUUGGAGACAGUGGCUAUGCAUCGCAGGCUUGUGCAGAUACCACUGAAAAGGGGCAGCCAGACAAAAAGAUGCGAAAACAGGCAUGUCAAGAAAUUGAUGAGGAGCUCAAAGAGGCAGCUGGAUCUCUGCUCCACCUUGCUGGUAUUCGUACAUGUCUAGGUUCCCUAAUAAGUACUGCCAAGACACAGAAUCAAAAGCAGCGGAAAAAAUAGAAAUACUUACUAGUGUGAAAUUGUUUUUAAAUGUGGCAAUACUCUUCUACUUAAUUCUUUACAAGGGAUAUCAAAGCCAUAAUGGACUACUUUUGUUUUAGGGUGGGGGAGGGGUGCUAAUUACUUGUUUAUUUCAAAAUAUUUUUGGUUUUUGAAAUUUUAUUAAAUAAUUGCUGUUAGGAUCAUGCCCAAUCAUCAAUAUGAUGUGAAAUCCUAAAAGCAUAAUUUUUGUGAUAAGUGUCUCCAAGAUUGGAAAUUUUAUGUUAAAAAAAAAAAAAGUCCCAAGCCUCUGUCUUAAAUUUGUAGGGAAGUCUUUUGUUCUGUUGAUAUGUCCAAGUGUAAGAACUGGCAACUCUUAACUUUUUUUUCAUUUUCUUUUCCUAUCUGUAAUUAACUAUAGUUGCUGAUCCAGCUAGAAAUUUUGCUGCUUUCUUUCUCCCAUACUCUGCUCUUGACACAUGUAAUCCAGUAGGAUGAUAUUUGAAUAUUUUAUUUUGUCUUAAUUUUUGUUUUUAAUUAUUUUUUGUUGACACAUGAACAAAGUUGAAUGUAAGUUGGAAAAGAUCCUAAAUGUCCAGAAAGUUCCUUUUGCAUACAUCAGCAAAGAGAUAGCAAAAAGUUCUAAGAUUUAGAAAAGGCAAUUUUGUGAUGUAAUUUCAUCUAAGAACUUCAAUUCCUGUUAGAAUAUUAUUUUUUCAAAUUUUUUAACUUUCCAGAUAUUCCAUAGUGUUGAUUGGAGCCAUUUAUUCUUUCCCAAAGCGCUUUGCAACCGUUAUUUUGAUUUUGCCACUAGCUGUCUUUGUUGAGGAGAAAGUAUCCAAUGAAAGGAUAUAGCCAUGGAGUCCCAUUUAGGCACUUUUGCAAAAAGAGGAUCUUUCAUUGGCUUGUUAAAUGUACUGCAUUCUGAAAAUUACACAAAUGGAGUGUAAUCUAAUAUAAACAUUUGAAUAUGUGCUAUUUAUGUCAUCAUAAAUAAAGGUAGAUCAUUUAGGAAAAGAAUUCUAUUCAAGCUUUGUAUGAAUUAAAGUUGUAUGUGCACCCAGUUUAGUUAAAGGAUUUAACAAAACUGUAGAGAUAAAAUGCCUUACAUCCUUUUAAGGAGGCAGUGUAAUUACGUGCCAUUAAACCCAUCUUAAAAGAUUUUGUUACUCUUCCAAAUGUGUAUUGACCAAGGCCUUUUUCAGUAUUUGAACAAAUCGUAUAUGAUACACAUUUUUUCAUAUCAUUUGUAUAGCUUGACUGUAUCAUUCAAAAUGGACAAAGGAUACUAAUAAAGCUAAACUUAUUCAUAAUGUAUUUUUGUACAGUGGCAAAAGCAGCUUGCUGAAAGUUCAGUCUUAUCUCAUGCUACAUCCUGUUUCAUAGACAAUGACUUUGUUUUUAUUUUCUGAUAAUUUCAUAUAUAUAUAUACAUACAUACACACAUAAGCUUGUGAUUUUGGUUUGUUACUUUCGGCUGUUUCUAUGACGAUAAAGCAUUUUUUUUUUAAGACAUAUUUUUCUUUUAACUUGUAAUUUGAGCAAAACUGUCAAAUGAGAAGCAUAAUGAAAAUGUCUUUUUCAGUUGGCAAGACGUUAAGCCAGGGAUAACAACUUUGUCCUGUUUCCAUGUUAACUGUAGUUGAACCUGGAUUAGUCACAUUAAUAGAAUUGCUGCUGUUGAAAAUAAUAAUCUUUCAAUUUGUUGAUAAUAAGUGUGCAGGAUGAGGUAUUGAAUUUUUUGUUCUUCAUAUAUAUCACAUCUGCUGCAGAAAAUUGCUAACCGAAGUUAACAUCUUUUACUCUGCACAGUGAAUAUAAUACCAAAAGUUGUUAAAUUGUUUUUAUCACAGUAUAAAUAGUACACGGGGCUUCCCUGGUGGCUCAGUGGUUUAAGUAAAGAAUCUGCCUUCAAUGCAGGAGGCCCAGCUUCACUCCUGGGGAAGAUCCUCUGGAGAAGGGAAUGACUACCCACUCCAUUAUUUUUGUCUGGAUAGUUCUAUGGACAGAAGAGCCUGGUGGGCUACCGCCCAUGGGGUUGCAGAGUCGAAUACAGCUGAGAGACUGGCACACAGACACACACAAACACAAAUAGUACACAGAUUAUAAAAGUCAUUUUAAUAACAAAAUAUUUUUAAGCUGUUUACUGUGGUCCUCUGGAUAGACCUUAUUAACAGUGUUUUAAUGAUCUGGUUCCACUUUCUUUUGUUAACUGAAAUUCUGUACUACAAAUGUUUUCUCUCUGAUUCUUGUCCAUUAGAUCAUUAGUCUUUGUAAGUAAAGGAAAAUGAUCAAGAUAAUAAGGAAGGGAGAAAGUCAUUCCCGGUUCAAAUAAAGAUCUUUAAAGUUAUUUUUGUCUUAAUAUAAAUAGCAAUAACUUUUAAACUUGAUUUUCCUUCCCGCUAAAUGUGCUCUUACCACAAAUUUAAAAGUUAAAAGUUAUGUUCAUUACUAGCAAAGUCAAUAAACUUUCACACUAAAUGCUAACAGGAAAAAGUUACAGGAUGCUUUAUUGAAUUCUUACAUAGAAUUCAUUGUAUCACUUUCCAUGUUCUGAUUUACCAAGGCAGUUAUUUUUAAGGGGAAGAACCUUUUUAAUUACCAUCCCCCCUUUAUUACUUCCAUAGACAUAAUCCCAUUCCUCAGGUGUAUUGAGACAAAAACAUGCUAAUAACCACCCAAUUAAGGGAAAUCAUUUCUAGUCCUAUGGACUGGAAAUUUUAUUUCUAAGAAUAUAUUACUAGCAAAUCUUACUGUAAUAAAAAACAACUUGGAAAUCCUGAAAAGGUUCAGUCUUUUAAAAUUGUGACUUAAGCUAAUGUAUAAUUUGCCUCGCAUCAAUAUAAAUUGUUACAGCCAAUCUCAGUUUAUGAUAGAUUCCUAGUAGAAGUUUUAACAAUUAAUCUUCAUCUUUCACAUCCUAAAUAGAAUCAGUGUUUCAUGAAUAUAUAUUUUUGAAAUUUAUUUGUGCAAUAUAUAACUCAAUUAGUUCAUGUUUUAUUUUACUUUUCAAAUUCAGAGAAAGAAAACAUUAUGGAAAAUGAAUUGAUGGAUCACCUCCUUUUUUCCACCUUUGAGCCUUUCCUAUCCUCCUUAUAACCAGCAUGGCUUCUCUUAAUUUUGAUUCCUUUGUAUAUAGUAAAGUUUGGAAUAUACAUAUUUUUUUCUUUUCCUACUCUCUGAGGCAUUGUGUAAAGGGUCAUACUAGGUGGUCAGUUAAAUAUAUGUUAGCAUGAAUUCAAAGCUAGAGAAAGUGUUGAGGGUGUGUGUGUGUGUGUGUGUGUGUGUGUAUGUAUCUUGGUAGACCAGGAGGGGGUGUGUGUGUGUGUGUGUGUGUGUGUGUGUGUAUCUUGGUAGACCAGGAGGGGUAGGUGGGUGUGUGUGGGUGUGUGUGUGUGGGUGUGUGUGUGUGUGUAUCUUGGUAGACCAGGAGGCCUUUCUCAGCAGUUUAAACAAUGGUUGUGAAUACUUCACAAAGCUGUAAAGACUAUCGUCUUAAAUACUACAGUAGCUUAACAACCUUUUGUGAAGACCAUAGCAUUUAAUUAAGAAACUUUGAGGCUUUCUGGUUUACAUAUAUAUAUUUUACAGUUUUUUUUUGUUUGAAAUGUUAUAUAAGCUUUGAUUUAAACAGAAUUUGCUUCAAUACGUUAAGAUGUAGUCAAAAUAUUUAUUUUCUGAAAAACAAAGUAUUUUAAUGUUAUACCUGCCAUUUUUUCUUAAAGCACAUUUUUUUUUUUUUUGCAUCUGACUGCCAGUGCCAUUGUCAAAAUUGUUGUACAUUUCUUAUUAAGUGCUUAAUUUUAAAGUAUUAUGUUGCCAUUAAAUAGUGUAUAAAAAUGUGUAAUUGCCAAUUCAUUGUAACUAUUAUUUAUUUUUAAGUGAAAAUUAAGAAUGGUUUCUGAUUUAAGAAAUUUGAGUUAUUAAAUUGUGUCCUUAUCCAUUUUUCUAAUGUAGCAUAAAAAUUACCCUGAGUUUGAGUUAUAACUGCCAGUAAGUAGAUGACCAGUCCAAGUGAACCACUUCUUAGUUGCCAGUCUUUGCUCAUAUUAAAAACAACUUAACAAAUGUUUAGUUUUUGUAUCUAAUCUCUGAUUAUUAAAUUGUUUAUAAAGUUUAUUUUUACCAAAGAGAUGCAAUUCACUAUGAUAAAGUAUUACAGAAUAAAUGUUGUUUUAUAACA
Molecule: messenger RNA, 5940 nt
Organism: Dama dama (fallow deer)
Lineage: Eukaryota; Metazoa; Chordata; Mammalia; Artiodactyla; Cervidae
Gene: FOXN2
Product: forkhead box N2
Exons: 8
Coding region: 459-1778 (439 amino acids)
Biological process (GO): regulation of DNA-templated transcription
Cellular component (GO): nucleus
Molecular function (GO): DNA-binding transcription factor activity; cis-regulatory region sequence-specific DNA binding
Source: RefSeq, a predicted model, not a curated record